GUCACGGCCGCCACUUUGACAAACCUUGUACCUUGGAAAGCGUUCAGCCACCGAACAACGCACUGAAUCACCGUCCCUUUUGAUACAUUCUCGCGCGUACGAUGCGGUCAAGACGAAAUACAUACAAGGCUACCGUGCCUAUGGAGGCGGAUGACCGCCGCAAACGACGAGAAGAGCAGCAGGUCUCUAUCCGUCGUCAAAAGCGCGAGGAGCAAGUGUCUAAGCGCCGACAUUUCUUGCCUUCCUCAGGCGCGGACUCCGACGACGAGGCCAUUGCGGUCGACACGAGCAACAUAGAUAGCGCCAUAACCGGCCUAUUCUCCGAGGACCGCCUCCGCCACCUAGCGUCUGUGGCAACACUUCGAAAAAUCCUAACAACCGCGGACCCACCUAUUGAAAAGAUGAUUGAGCGAGGUGUAGUUCCCAGACUAGUCGCGCUCCUCUCGUUCGACAACGAGAUGCUGCAGUUUGAAGCUGCCUGGGCACUCACCAACAUCGCUGGAGGCACGCCUGAAGAGACGCGUGCGGUACUCGACGCCAACGCGGCGCCGCGGCUCGUACAGCUCCUCUACUCGUCCUCCGCUGGCGUACGCGAGCAGGCGGUCUGGGCGCUUGGCAACAUCGCAGGUGAUGGGCCGCCGGCACGCGCGCAUCUGUUAGAGCGCGGCGCGCUUCGAGGCGUACUUCACGUUCUCGACGAGCCCGCGGAACCUGCCGUCUUGCGCACCGCGGCGUGGACGUUGAGCAACCUCUGCAGACACAUGAGCGCGCGAUUAGACAGCUCCUCGGUUGGGGCUGCGCUUCCUGCCGUCCUUCGCCUACUCGAUACGCCAGAUGGCGAAUUACUCGUUGACGUAUGCUGGGCGCUUACCGAUCUCUGCGAGAAGACGCACGCGCCGCUCGCAGCCCGCAUCGGUGUAUGCCACCCGUUGGUCACCCUCCUCGCUCACCCUUCACCUGGAAUCGUCACGCCCGCACUCCUCGCGCUGAAGAAUAUUACCGCCGCGGACGACAGCGCGACGGACUCGGUCAUCGAAGCGGGAGCUAUCCCGGUCCUCGUCUCGUUGCUUGCCUAUCCUGGCGAAGCAGUCCGCCGCGACGCCGCGCUCGCGCUCUCAAACGUAACCGCCGGCCCUCCAGCGCACAUCCAGGCCGCGCUUGACGCCGGCGCCGUUCCGCCGCUCGUGCGCGCGUGCCAGCAUGGUGAUCCCUCGCUGCGUAAGGAGGCGUGCUGGGCCCUCGCGAACGCGAUCGCGGGCGAGCCCGAGCAGGUGCGCUACCUCGUCUCCGAGGGCGUCGUGCCCCCACUCUGCGGGAUGCUCUCCAUGGGCGACGCCCGCAUCACGCUCGUCGUCCUCGAUGCGCUGUCCAACGUCCUUCGCGUGGGGGAGCUGGACCGCGACGCGGACGAUGAGUGGUCGCUGAACGAGUACGCGCUGCUGCUCGAGGAGGCGGGCGGGCUGGAGGCGGUGCACAAGCUGCUCGAGCACGAUAAUGUGGACGUGUUCAAUCUAGCGUAUCAUAUCAUGUCCACGUACUUUGCGGAAUUGGACGAUGAUUUCUGAAGGGUUUGACGACCCCAGUAGCGGCGAUUGGUACGAUUGAGG
Molecule: messenger RNA, 1607 nt
Organism: Schizophyllum commune H4-8
Lineage: Eukaryota; Fungi; Basidiomycota; Agaricomycetes; Agaricales; Schizophyllaceae
Product: ARM repeat-containing protein
Exons: 5
Coding region: 102-1565 (487 amino acids)
Biological process (GO): NLS-bearing protein import into nucleus
Cellular component (GO): nucleus; cytoplasm
Molecular function (GO): nuclear import signal receptor activity; protein binding
Source: RefSeq, a predicted model, not a curated record